UGACGACUAUUAUCGCAGUUUUCUUUUGCUGUAGCAGCCGCAGCUAUUGGAAUAUUUUUGAUUUUAUUAAUUGCAAAUACACGAUUUCAAUCUUUACUGAAAACACAGGCGAAAAUGUUUAUCUCGAAUUACCUUAACAGGAAAGCAGAAAAGUGAUAGACAGCGGUUCCAGUGGCAUCUACAGAUAUUUAUUCAUUUCUUUUUGUGUGCCUCCUGAUCUCCUUGUUAUCUAGACCUCACCAAAAAGCCCUCUCAUGAUAUUGCCCCCUCCGUUUAAUGUGUCCUGACACAAAGCUUAUUUGAUCUGCUAAGCUGUCUGUGCGUUUCCUUGUAUUGAACUACUUAUUAUGUAGCUCAGUCCGCUUCGGGUGGUGUGUUGGCGUUAGUUUUCGGUUGUUAUGGUCUUAUUCCAACACCUUGGUUUUCUCCUACCACGUUAUCUUACCAAACAAACAGGUUGCGCUUCACGAUAGUCGCUGGUGUUAGUGUCUGUACGAUCAGCAGUUAACAAUCAGUGUACCGGAGCACAACGCAAACUAAAUGUGCUACUAUUUCGUACGCUAAGUUCUUCCGUAGUCCUACUCAAUGCUGUUUCUCGUCUGGCCUCAUGCCUCCACUGCUUCUGCUGCUGCCGCCGUUACUGCUGCUCAUGUCAAUGGUAGCGGCGUGAUCGUUCAUUCUCUGUCGACAACUGUCGUCGGCACCGCCAUCUGGCCGCCGUCUGGUGUGUUUUGGUUGUAAUGGUAGUCUAAUGACUUGAGUCUGUAGUCUGCGCCAGUGUGUAUACUCACUCUCAGUUGACUGCUGCCUCUGCUUGGCUUGUCGGUGUCGUCCGUUUGACCAAGUGCGUGUGUGCUACCCCAUACCAGUACACUUAUGCGUUAUUACGACGAACUACGACUACUGCAGAGGACUGAUGCUGACUGGCUGGCUGACUGAUUGACUGACCAGCUCUAGUUAAGGUUGGCUCUCGUUCGGUCGUUGCUCCUAGCUGUUAGGCAGCAGCAGCAGCAGUAGCAGGAGAAGUAGCAAAUGGCCAGGCCAGCUCGCUGACAGAACAUACAACACGGAACGAAGGAAGGAAGGAACGAACGAACGAGAGAGAGAGAGAGUAUAUUCGUUCGCUACAACUGCCGCUGUGAUCUCCUUAGUGCUCGUCGUCUUGUCGUGCUACGGGGACGGCCGGGGUGCACCGCUGUUCGGCCGUGUCGUGCUGCCCGUUGUUUCUAGUGGUAUCAGCAACAACAACAGCAGUAGUAGUUGUGGUAGUAGCGGUGACUCGAAUUAGUAUCUUUGUCGCGCGCCGUGUUUCCGUCGUCAGCAAGCCAACGUUGCCCUCGUUGUCGUCCAGUGUCUCGCGUGGUUUUGCCAGCACUAGCAGCGGCGCUAACAGCGCUGCAAGUCCGAGAUAGAAGCGACAGAGUCGUAGAAGGGAGACCGUGGGGCAGUCAGUUGAAUUUCGGCGAACGGCGUGCAAGUCGUCGGUGCCCGUAGUUCUACAACUAGUACUAUCGAAUAUCUGUUCUCGUGGCGAUCAGCAGAGCAGUGAGUUUUACCGUUGUAUCGUCGUUUACCAUCUACCACCACAGCAUCGCAGAACAGUGCCACAGCGUACCAGCUUGCCACUAAGAGUAUAACAAGAUCCACGAUUCAAUGACACAGGGAGUAACUCAGCGAUUCUGUGUACUUGCGCUAGAGUAAGAAGAAUGCUAUCAACCCGAUUACGACUACUGGAGAAAGCGCACGAAUAUUACAGUUAACAUUACUAACAACAGCACGGCUCUUGUUACUCAUACAACGAUUACCAUAACAACAGCUACUUCUACAACAUCUGCUGCUCCGAUUUUCUGAUUACUGAUUGUAUAUUAGUGCUGCCAUUGCGGCCGAUGCUAUUUGCUGUCUCGUGCCCGUCCACGGCCACCGUUGCUACCAUUGAACGCACGGCCGAUGCCAAUAUAUACAGCCACCGCUGUUUUGCAUGUGGUAACUGACCACCAUUCUCCAGCAGUCUCCUUCUCGUCGUGUUCAUUUACCGUAAAUGCCGUAGCUGCUGCUGCUGCUGGAGUUACACUCGCAGUUGUUUCUCAAACGAAAGAGUCUCUACCCGUGUUUUUUCUUCCUGUAUUGCGAGCUGCCACUGUUAAAGGUAUAAUACAAGAGUGCAGGAAUUUGACUGUGGUGUGCGGCAACAGAGAUUGCUCCCAUACAAUUAUUACUGCUACUGCAGUGCAGUUGAGGUGUUGAAAAUAUCUUUUACUCACCGGUGUCUCGGUGGGUUACCGUGUGUGUACUGUGAUAACGAGGAAGGACUCACUUGCCCGAGAGCCGCUAUGGACGCGGCCCGCAAUCGUAUCGUAAGCUACAAGAAUAGAGGCAAGGACAAUGAUGAGAUGCGCAGGCGGCGAAAUGAGCAGACCGUCGAACUGCGCAAAAAUAAGCGUGAAGAGUCGCUACUGAAGAAACGUAACGUUCCUCUGGCUGCCGCUGCUUCGGAAGGUGAGGUUGAUUUAAGUUCGGAAAGCGACGGCGACACUGAGGGCGAACUGUCCUGUCGGGAGGACGAUGCGGAAACGCGUCUCGAGAAUAUCGUCGCUGCUGCGCGAAAUCCCGACCCCGCUGUACAAUUGCCGGCUGUUCAAGCUGCGCGGAAACUGCUCUCGUCCGAUCGAAAUCCACCCAUAGACGACCUCAUUUAUGCCGGCAUUCUGCCCGCACUCGUUGACUGUCUCCGGAAGCACGACCAGCCUGGACUACAAUUCGAGGCCGCAUGGGCGCUAACCAAUAUCGCUUCAGGCAGCUCACACCAAACGCGGGCUGUCGUUUCGGCCGGCGCAGUGCCAUUGUUUCUCGAGCUAUUGCAAUCACCCCAACAGAAUGUCUGUGAGCAAUCGGUCUGGGCGCUGGGCAACAUUAUUGGCGAUGGGCCGGAACUGCGUGAUUUAGUUAUUAAUCUCGGUGCUGUGCCACCAUUGCUCGCAUUCGUCACACCCGAUGUGCCACUGUCAUUUUUACGCAACGUAACAUGGGUACUCGUGAACCUUUGCCGGAAUAAGGAUCCGCCGCCGCCGACGUCUACAGUCCGUGAGCUGCUACCCGUCUUGGGAAUAUUAGUACACCAUGCCGAUGCAUCGGUUCUGGUAGACACGGUCUGGGCACUAUCAUACCUCACCGAUGGCGGUAACGAUCAGAUUCAGAUGGUGAUUGAUACUGGAGUCGUUGCUGCACUUGUACCGUUGUUGUCACAUGCCGAGGUGAAGGUGCAGACAGCUGCACUUCGCGCCGUUGGCAAUAUAACAACUGGCACCGAUGAACAGACUCAAAUUGUGCUCAACCAUGGCGCGCUGCACCAUUUUGUUUCGUUGCUUCAGCAUCCAAAAGAUAAGAUCAAGAAAGAGGCCGUCUGGUUUUUGUCGAAUAUCACUGCCGGCAACCAACAACAGGUACAACAGGUCAUCGAUGCUAACCUCGUGCCAUUGAUCAUACAUCAUCUGUCCAAUGGCGAUUUUCAAACGCAGAAAGAAGCCGCCUGGGCAGUGUCGAAUCUGACAAUCUCUGGCACCCGAGAGCAAAUGGAAUAUCUUGUACAGCAGAAUGUUGUAAAUCCGUUGUGUACUCUUCUAAUGGCGCAUGACCAGCAAGUGUUGCAGGUUUGUCUCGACGCGCUUAACAACCUACUCAAAAUGGCACAACAGUCCACGAAUGAUCUGGGUGUUGCCCGACAGAUCGAGGAAUGCGGCGGCUUAGAUCGGAUUGAAGCUCUUCAAAACUCGGAAAACGAAGAAAUCUACAAAUUGGCAUACGACGUGAUCGAUCAGCAUUUUUCCGAGGAAAAUGAUGAGGAUCCUCGCUUGUUGCCCGAAGGAGGUUCUCAGGCCUUCCAGUUUGAUCCUUCCGGCGGGCUGCACGCCACCGGAUUCAAAUUCUAGCGUGAAAGCGUACGCAGUUCCGGUUAGGCUAACAAACUUGAAACCGUCUAACCAUUUGCCACCCAGUUAAUUUCGAAAGCAGAGAUGAGAUCACCAGGGAGUAGAAUAAUCGUUCGCCUCUCGCGUUCUGCCAACUGAUGGGUGCCGAGUAUCAUGUCAGUCAACAAACGAUGGGCUGGUAAAUGCUCUCGCGCUCUUUUGUUUAGCGUUUAGUGCAACAGCAAUCAGCUGUCACCGGUGUCGCAUACGUGCUUGCAUUAAUACGCUUUGCUGAUCGCUCUGAUAAGCCAUGCAGUUUCAACGGCGGACGUACAGACAUAAAAUAAGGCCGACAGGCACAACGCCAGGCGGCGGCAACAACUGAAGACGCAGAGAAUUCGACAAGAGGGAGAAAUAGAUUUAAGUCGAAGCAAUUGGAUCUAUUGCCGAAACGUUUCAAUCGGACUCCUCAGUUCAUUCUGCCGAAAGCCUAUCUAACCCCCGGCACGCUAGGUGGGGUGUUCUGUCGAGCAACGAGUAGAAGCCACAAUCCUAAUGCCAUCGUCAGUCGGAAGACACCAAGCUCCCAAUUCUAGCCAAAUACACUGAAUACAGUAACGUUUAACUCGGCAGGACUGCGGCUUUUUCCCUACACUUGGGAAUCGAUAUUACUCUACACAUAAUGAUGUAAAAACAAAAGCAUAUAGUGUCACCACACUUGCUACCACUACCCCACAAAACAGUAAAUCAAGGGCACUCCUGGUUAACUGCGUAAUGGGAUGUCUUAUCAUCUAAGCGCUGCUAUCCAUACGCGAGAUGGGAUAAAGUAUGCGAAAGGUUAAUGACAGCAGCAACAAUAGUAAUAGAGAAUAAACUCAAAACUAGAAAAAGUCCCUGCUAUGUACAGUUAAACGUUGAUAGUAUCGAAAAAAAGUAAAGGAAACGAAGAGGCGAAGAAAUAAACAAAACACAUUAAUGGCAACUUUAUAAAGUUGGAUUUACAGCCAUUUGGUAAAAAUCACCUGCAGCUGCAAUUUUUUGGUGUGGGAUAUAGGUUACAGCGGUACAACUAUUGAUUUGGAAAAAUGAACUCGCGCUCAACAAAAAUACACCACCAUAUAACUCGGCUGCAGAUGCAGUUUGUCAUCUGAGAAGUGUAUUCAUAUUAAUAUAAUUCUUUAAAAUAGUAAUAAUAAUUAUAAGAAGCCGAAAUUGUGAAUCGUUAACGAUAUUCGUGAACGUUACAGUGAACCAACGCGAGAAAACGAAGUUGUGGUGACUUUGUACAGUAAACGGAGGUGAUGACAUAUAAUUACUGAAGUGUAAGAGUGGUAAUUAUUACUGUACAAUGACUACUAUUAUUAUUAUUACUAUUAUCAUUAUAACUAGAGCUAAUUAACAGAUUAAGACGAAUGAUUUAAGAAAAUCAAUGAUAAAAUGAUGGCGGCAAGGGCAGAGAAGAUGUGACUGAGAAAAACGCGAGUAAGGGCGAAACGCGAAAAGCAACAGUGGCGACGUCUUUUCUUCAAAAUUGUCGGAGGACUAACUCUUCGAGGCAGACUUCCCGUGGACAGCUGCUUGCUAUGGCAUAAAUAGAUAUAUACAUAUAUAUAAAUAUAUAUAGAUAGUAUAAUACUGGCAAGAUGGGGGGUGGGAAGAUCGGGGGCAGGGAAUAAAGAAACGACCGGUGAUGUCGAUGAUUUAAGACGCUGAAUGAAAACGAGGAAGAUAACGCUGGUAAAAAGCAAUUUUGUAUCUUAAAAUGUUAAU
Messenger RNA from Varroa destructor (honeybee mite), 5675 nucleotides. Its product is annotated as importin subunit alpha-4-like. Lineage: Eukaryota; Metazoa; Arthropoda; Arachnida; Mesostigmata; Varroidae. Gene Ontology annotation, cellular component: cytoplasm. Gene Ontology annotation, molecular function: protein binding; nuclear import signal receptor activity. The record is from RefSeq and is a predicted model, not a curated record. Gene Ontology annotation, biological process: protein import into nucleus.